Molecule: messenger RNA, 811 nt
Organism: Cotesia glomerata
Lineage: Eukaryota; Metazoa; Arthropoda; Insecta; Hymenoptera; Braconidae
Product: probable serine/threonine-protein kinase kinX
Exons: 3
Coding region: 128-790 (220 amino acids)
Source: RefSeq, a predicted model, not a curated record
AAAUUGCAUAUCCAAUUAUUAAGAAAACUUUAAGCUGAUUCAUGAAAUAUCUUAUAAUAUACAGAAAAAAAAUUUAUACAACAAAUUGAAAAUGUAAUCGUAAUGAGUAUGGGAAAUUUCAGAUACUAUGGAGGAUAUUAACAAUCCACGAUUGAGAUCACGACGACCGAAGAUAAAUCUAUCCUCACUAGAGGAAAAGUCUGACGACAGUGAUGAAUCAAUGGACUUAACAACAACUAAAAGAAAACGAAAGGUAAAAGUACAAAAUGAAGCACAUGCAAAAAAAAUUACGAGUCAAGAUAUAUUACGAAUAUAUGAAGAACAAAGAAGUAAGGGAGACGAUAGCAGUGGUGAAGUAAUUCCAGACUGCGAUGGAGAAGAUGGAGACAGUACUCAUGACGAAGAUGAUACAGUUGAAGGUACCAUUGAACAUGAGUAUGAAAACAACAAUAAUGACGUAGAUCAUACAACCGAACAAGAAGAUAAUGAUCAUGAAUAUGAUCCAAUUAUUCGAAAUGAAGAAGGUACUUCGGAAGAUAAUAUAUUUUCGAAUACACAAGUUUCUACUGAUUCAGAACAUGAAGGACGAAACGCAGUAGACCAGGAAUUACAAAUCCAUGCCAUUGGUGGAAUGAUCGAUAAAAGAAACGAGCAGAAUAAUAAGUUACUAUUAGAAGAAGAACGACAACAGCGACUAAAAGAACUAAAACAAAAACAAAGCCGACAAGAGCAACUGGAACAAGAUAAUCGUGAACAAGAACCUCAGGAUCUAGAAGAGCAAAAAUAUUAGAGGAAGAGCAACACAGAUUAA